CACACUCCCUUUUCUUCUUCUUCGUCUCUCUUUCCUUCUCUCUACACUCGCGCUCAGCUACUUUCUCUCAUCCAUCAUUUCAUUCUCUCUUUCUCUGUGUUGAUCUUUACGGCGUCGUUUUGAUGGCGGCUGCGAGGGUUGAGCGGGGAGAUCUGUGGAAGAGCAACGCCCUCUCCGUACAGCGCCGGCUCCGGGAGCGGUUCAGAGUCGAGGUCGACCGCCGGUUCAGGCGCCACCCGAUUUUCACCGACAGUUACUUCGCCUCCACCGUGCAGCGGUGGCUCCAGCGCUUCCGCGAUUUCAAGAGGGACUCGCUUCCGUCCUCCACCGCCUUCUAUCGCAAACGAGUGGGCAAGGAAAUAAAUGCUGAAGAAGAGUCGGCCAUUCUUCGCAUGGUCCAAGCUGUUGCUGUGCCGGUCAUUGGCAAUGUUUGCCAUGUGUUCAUGAAUGGAUUAAAUCGAGUUCAGGUCUAUGGUUUGGAAAAAUUGCAUGACGCUUUGCUUCGCAGACCCAAAGACAGGCCUCUUAUAACGGUUAGCAAUCAUGUGGCUUCUAUGGAUGAUCCGCUUGUUAUUGCUGCACUGCUUCCUCCAAAUGUUCUUCUGGAUGCUAAGAACUUGAGGUGGACACUAUGUGCAUCUGAUCGGUGUUUUUCGAAUCCUGUAACUUCAGCAUUUUUCCGAUCUGUCAAAGUUUUGCCAGUUGCUCGUGGUGAAGGAAUCUAUCAAAAGGGUAUGGACAUUGCUAUUUCAAAAUUAAAUCAAGGUGGCUGGGUUCACAUCUUCCCAGAAGGUAGUCGUUCUCGAGAUGGUGGAAAAACCCUGGGGUCAUCCAAGAGAGGUGUUGGGAGGUUGGUCCUUGACGCUGACAAUAUUCCCAUGGUUGUUCCAUUUGUACAUAGCGGGAUGCAAGACAUCAUGCCUAUUGGUGCUAGCUUCCCAAGGAUUGGCAAGACGGUGACUGUGGUUAUUGGCGAUCCAAUCUACUUUGACGAUUUGCUAAAUAAUGAAGGAGCAAAGCAUUUAUCAAGAGGAAAGUUGUAUGACGCAGUAUCCUCAAGAAUCGGUCAUCAACUACAUCAACUGAAAGUUCAGGUUGACAAGUUGGCUCAAGGGAUCCCAUUGCUAAAUGAUGGCAUGGAAGAGACUCCGGAACAACUAGUUGGUGCCAGUACACAGGAGCCUAGGUCUUUAGAUCGGUUCCGAGCGGGUUUCUCAAAAGAUGGCUGGUUUGCAUCACGGAUGCGUAGUUUUAUGGAACCGACGGAGCUGAUGGGAUUUGCAGCCAGAGGCUUAUUUAUGAACCAUAGAGCAGUUGAAACCUCUGAGAGUGGUAGUAGAAGGGUUGGCCCGUUGAAAGCAUGGAACCAAUUUCUUGAAGCCAAUGUACUAUCGCCAUGGAACUAUGCCUGACAUUUCUUAGUCUGUUUCUUGCUUUUAACUUUACUAGAGGCUGAUGUAAAUAGUAAUUAGGGUGUUCAUCUAUAAAUGAACUACAAUUUUGGUCAGGGUGUUUUUUUAGCUCAAAAGGAAGGUUAUAAUAAAACAAACUGUCUGCCGUUUCCAUAUGUAGAACAGAUGAAUUUUACGAAGCUGAAGUUUAUCUGGUCUGAAUUUCCAUUCAAAUGGUUUUGAGCAUCAAUAAUUGAAGUCCAAAAGAUCCACAUUG
Messenger RNA from Fragaria vesca subsp. vesca, 1668 nucleotides. Its product is annotated as tafazzin-like. The coding region runs from base 123 to 1412 and encodes 429 amino acids. Gene Ontology annotation, biological process: phospholipid metabolic process. The record is from RefSeq and is a predicted model, not a curated record. The transcript is spliced from 7 exons. NCBI's taxonomy places the organism in Eukaryota, Viridiplantae, Streptophyta, Magnoliopsida, Rosales, Rosaceae.